CUCUGAAGAUGACAUCACUGUGGAUUCUUCUCUUAUCUCUGAACAUCAUCACUCCAGCCCAAUCUGUGGAUUUUUCCAAACCAUCAUUUCUCUCAGUGAAGUCUGGAGAACGUGUGACUCUUAACUGCUCAUUUAGAGACAUUGAUCCGGGUGAAAGUUUGUUCUGGUACAAACAAAUAUUUGGAGAAAUGCCUCAAGAAGUGGGAGAAAAAACAAAUUAUCAAGAUAUCAACAUUUCCCCCAUGUUCAAGACGUCAGGAUUUAAAAUGGAGCAGACUGAGAACGGCGUUUCUCUGACAAUCUCACAUGUAAAAAAAGAAGACGGAGGAUUUUACUACUGUGGGAAAGUUUACUUGGACCAAGCUACGUUCAUCACAGGAACUGUCUUGGCUGUAAGAGGUGAUGGAGAUGUAAAAGUGUCAGUGAUCCAGAGCGGCGUGUUGGACUCGGUUCCUGCAGGAGCGUCAGUGACUCUGCAGUGCUCGGUUCUCUCUGAGAGCAGAGCAGCAGAACACCAAGUGCUCUGGUUCAGAGCUGCUUCACCACAAUCCCAUCCUCAAAUCAUUUACACUCAUCACAGCAGCAGCCGUCAGUGUGAGAGCAGCUCUUCUACACACACCUGUGUGUACGACUUCUCCAAGAACAUCCUCAGCAUCAAUGAUACUGGAACUUACUACUGCGCUGUGGCCGUGUGUGGGAAGAUCAUUUUUGGGAACGGGACUCGAGUACAGUUGGAGAACUCUCCAAAAUUUGUGAUCUACCUCGCAGUGGUGGUGGCACUGUGUGUGGUUGUGAUCUUCGCUCAAGCUUUUAUAAUCUGUAAAAUGAGGAACUGUGAACAAACCAGAGAGUAUAAAGUCACAGACAUUUUUGAACUUCUGAUAAAUGGAGAACUGUCUGAUCUUGACUGCUUGGAUUCAGGAAAUGAGGCAGAUGAGGCCAGGAAAGAAUUUGAGGUAGCAGCUGAGGUUGAGGUAGAAGACAGUGUAGGGACAGAGGAGCAUGAGGAUCUAACAGUUACCAGGAAGGAAGAGAUUAAAUAG
Messenger RNA from Neoarius graeffei (lesser salmon catfish), 1043 nucleotides. RefSeq lists its product as uncharacterized. The transcript is spliced from 6 exons. The record is from RefSeq and is a predicted model, not a curated record. Gene Ontology annotation, biological process: response to bacterium. Bases 9 to 1043 code for a protein of 344 amino acids. Lineage: Eukaryota; Metazoa; Chordata; Actinopteri; Siluriformes; Ariidae.